Messenger RNA from Pocillopora meandrina, 8867 nucleotides. The record is from the annotation of a GenBank genome assembly. NCBI's taxonomy places the organism in Eukaryota, Metazoa, Cnidaria, Anthozoa, Scleractinia, Pocilloporidae.
AUGUGCUUGUUCUCCUACGUUCUAUUGACGAUAUCGAACAAAACUGAUCACAGAAACUCCACGACCAAGAUUGACCUAUACAUCGGUGGCCUGUUUGGUGUCAACGUCAAAAAUGGCAGUUGGAGCACAGCUGGGGUCAUACCAGCGCUGGAGAUGGCGUUAGAACACGUGAACAGCGAUCCUGGCAUAUUGGUGAACUAUCAGCUGAAAUACGUGUGGAAUGAUUCCAGGGUAUGUUCUCAGUGCAGGAGUAGAGUUAUAAAACUGUUUUUUUUCCUGUUUUGAAAAGUAAACAAAUAAUUUCAGUUUCGAUCAAUGCAUCUUAUAAUCAAAGGGCGCCUGAGGCCAACUCGUGGAUAAAGUAUUAAAGAGAUAUAUACUUGUAAAGUUGUUAUCAGUAAACUAAGGUGUUAACGAAGAGAUAGAAAGUAGAACCAUAGCAAGUAUAGAAAUUUCAGUACUUGAGUAUGUGAUGGGAACCCCCCCUCUGCCGUAUUUUAGCCUAUGUUGUGGCCAAUCAUAGACCCCAUCUUUGUCCGCUUUUGGGCAAGACCGGAAUGGAUUGAGAGCUGUUUAUUAAACAUUGAAAAACGGUAACAACUUUUUAACCAUGAAUCUUCCUGUUUAUAAAUCCUUACUUGUCACUGUUUUCUUAGGCCUAAAAUCUCAAAAAUGUGUAACUCCAUUCUAGUAACUCUAUUGAAAAUAGCUGAAAAUGCAACGCCAUAAAAGUCAAUGCAGUCGUGAAAAUGGCACAUUAUUACCCUAACUCUAGGAAUUUUAACCCUCCCCCCCUGGUCGAUUUGCUGCACUAAAUAUUCCGAAAUGCGAGCAUUUUACACUCCUUGUGUGUCCGUUGCGGUUUCUGGUGAUUUCUGCCAUGAGACGGCUAAGAAAUGCACAAAGUAUUAAAACAUGUGUUUAGCUUUUGAGCUUUUUGCCCUGAAGGCGACCACGGUUAGGUGGGUUACCCCACCUUGAGACGUUUACAUGGCAAAUUGUCACCCCGGCUGACAGGGUUAUCCCACCUGGCAGACCAGGCAACCCACCUUGGCGGGUCACCCCACCUAUCAUGUAAACGUGAUCAAGAUAAAAUGAGAGAUUAUAUGGAAAGGCGGGUUACCCCACCUAAGUGGGUUACCUCACCUACCUGGGGUCCCCCACCUCCAUGUAAGGGCCUGUUUGAUAACGUUUGCGGUAUUUUGUAAUAACUUUAAUUUUGCUUUUGGUAAUAUGGGCUGUAGCACUUUGUACUAAUCGUCGGUCUACACAAUUUGUAACAACACCUUGACAAAAAUUUUAAUAAUAUCAACUUUGUCACAAAAACAUGCAAAAAAUUAAGAAAAAAUGGUAUUAUUGAAUUAGUGACGAGGUACAAAAUGCGUAGGAUAUUACGAAAUGCGUCGUUAUUACAAAAUGCCGCAGAACACAUGGGUUUUCACCACAUUUUUGUUUGAAGUAGGUUUUGUUUUCGUUAAGAUUUGGAAAUCUAGAAGAGGAUUUGGAAUGCUAAAAUAAUUAUUUCAUAUAAUUUAUCAGUCAGUUUAUUACUCAGAAAUUUGAUCCUUUUUCAAGUGCGAGAGUAGCGCUGGGAUUCGAGCCAUGCUGGAGUUAAUUAACACACAACCUCACAAGAUUGUAUUCUUGGGUCCCGGAUGUUCGUUAGCGACCGAACCUAUUGCUGAGGCCGCGCCGUAUUGGCAAGCAGUGCAGGUGACUUACUGUCAUUUACAUAUUUAUGGCGCAUUUUUAGUAUAACUGAGAAACAAAUAUUUUGCUCUAUGUUAACGUAGACGGACCUGACCUGCUUAGAAGAAAAAAACAGAGAAAAAAAACGAUAUCAGUGACUAUUAUUAUAAUCAUCAUUAUUACUGCCAUUACUAUUGUUGAUGUUCUUAUCACCAUUAUAGCUAUUAUUUGUAAUAAUAAUAAAAUAAUUAUGUAAUAAUUAUAUUAUAAUAAUUUUAUACUAUAUUAUUAUUUGUGUAUUUGUGUAGAUUUUAUUACGGGUAUAUACUUAAACUAUUUUAGCUGUACUCAUUUCAAAUAUUGUGAUUUGAUUUAAAUUGACAGCGUAAUGUUUCUGUAACGUGUAAAAACAAAGUCAAAGGAUACGUCACAAUAAACUAAUGACGUUAUCUGAUGAACUUGAAAUCUAUUUUGAUUAAAUUUAUAUGAAAAAGUUGUGGAAGUACUGCUCUUGUAAUUAUUAUUAUUAUUACUAAUAUGACUAAAAUUAUAGAAAAAUUCUAAUAUUUCCCUUAAUGAUCGCUUUUUCACAAAUCAACACCUGAUUUGUCGGUGCAUCACUAAUUCAAAAGAGAGCCUGGAAAAUUUCUUUGUUGGCUUGGAACGAGGCUGAUUUUCUAGAAUGCAUAUAUUAUUUUGGACCUUCCUUGAAGACAAAUUCUUCGCUAUAUAUAUUUUGUUUGAUUGGUGUUUUUUUGUUUUGUUUUGUUUUGUUUUGUUUUGUUUUGUUUUGCUUUUUUUUUUCAGAUUGGUUACAGCGCAUCAUCACCUCAGUUUUCAAACAAAGAGAAGUAUCCUUUAUACUUCAGAACCGCCACUUCUGAAACAUUGGAAAACCCGGCUAGAGUCGCACUGUUUAAACAUUUUAAGUGGAAAAGAGUCGCCCUCAUUGUGGAAAACUUCGAUAUUUUUGUUACAGUAAGAAUUGCCGGAUUAUUAUAACUAUGCAUGAACAUGUCAGUUCAUCUCUGAAACGUGAUGGAGUUAGUAUUCCAAUAAAAAGCUAAUAUAAUUAAAUUAAAGUCACAAAUCUACAAUCAACAGACAAAAGUACGUCAUCUUUAAACAUGUGAUUCUCUUACCCGAUAGAACUCGCCAAACCCUUGCAUUUAAAUGUUUAAUUUUUUUAACAGACAAAAGAAGAUCUCAUUCCGAGGUUAAAAGAAUCAAACAUCACCGUUAUUGCGGAAGAAACCUUUAUAAAGGAUCCGUCUUCAUCAGUCAAAAAUUUACUGAAGGUAAAGAGUAAAUCUAUACUUCAAAUUUAAUAGUCUAUCUUUCAACUUGCUACUGUUAUACCCCAGUUCUUCAAAGGCCGAAUAGCGCUAAGCCAGGGUAGAGUUUUAGUCCAGGCUUCUUUUUUCCUUUAUUCAAAAAAUUUUUUGGGGUACUUUACUCUUUUCUUUUUAGAACGUCCAAUUACCAAAUUGUGGACAAAAAAAAUCAUACUGAAUUUUUGUUUAAAGCUUUGAGAUUUGAUAUCAGAUUUCACACUAACCCUGCAUGAAUUAUCUGAUCCCAGGUUUAGACAACCCGGCUAUGUAGACCGGUUGUUCGAAAGGGGAUUAACGCAAAUCUAGGAUUAAAAGUUAACCCAGACUUAAAAUUCUCAAUUAGAAGAGCACAUAUAAAGGCUAAGGUUUUGUUAUGUUUGGUCUCAACAUGACUCGAAACUAACGGAAAAAGAGGCUGAAAACAAAAGAAAAAUCCCCUUGCAAAGCUAUAAAACUGAAUUAAAAUUUACACAAACCCCUGGUUAGGUUCAUCGUGUUCGUAAAACCCGGCCCAGAUGAAAGUCUGUAGAGUAACAUUCGGUCAAAUUGGACCGACUAGCCGCUUAACCUAAUUGAUUAGCAAGAUGAUGAAUUUUGAAAAUAUUACAUAGAACGUAAUGGGAUUCGUGUUCCAUUAGUGAUCAAGUUGUUACUGGUAUUUAGGAGAAAGAUGCCAGAAUAAUCAUUGGAUUGAUGUACGAGGACAUGUUUAAAAAGGCUAUGUGCACUGUGAGUAUUGAACUUGGCGAGAUAAAACAUCUUGCCAACUACCACUGACUACUGCUAACGUUCCUGCUGAUCCUAAGGCUCUCUACGUCCUUUUUGUGCUGUGGGUAGGGGUCAAGGGUUAGUUUUGAAGCCUUGAAGUCCAGAACUGUCUGGCCAAACUGAUUUCACAAAUACAUAUUCCUCCUGAGCUCACCCACUCCCUCACUCCUUAUGAACUUAACAACCUGUCUUCUCUUGCUUGCACACAUCGAAGACAACAUAAAGGUGCAAUUGUAAAGAGCAUGCGUGAACUUUUCCUUCUCUAGAAUUCGUUUAAAUUUUUGCUUAGCUUAAGACAUGUCAAAACUAAUGGUAUAAUAGGUAUGCAGCCAACUCCUAAAUCUCAUAUGGAAGGAUUACCUGUUAUCCACAAUUGGAAAAAUGAACAGACAGCUGCUUAAAACAAUAACUUUCCGUAACAUUCAUUUAAAAUGAAUGCAUGAUAUUUUCUCACAGGCCUACAAACAAGGGCUCUUUGGAAACAAGUAUGUUUGGAUAAUAGUUGGAUGGUACUUGGAGGACUGGUGGACAAAAACAGAUGAAGAGUGUACAGGAGAGAAUUUGCUUAAAGCUGCUAGUAACUUGAUAUUAACGUCUCCAUUACGUCUCAGUAAUUCACCACAACCCACAAUAUCGAACAAGGUUAGAAAUGUGUAUAUUUCUUCUUAGGUCCAGUCUUGUCCAAAACAAUGUACUGCUGUUCUGUACCAAAAACAAAAGAUUUAGACAUGUGGACCUGAAAUGUUCUGAAUCCUUGGUUACUUUUUUGUUUACGUUGAACAUUUUUUAUUCCAAUAAAAAGGUCUUUGUUAUGAAGGGGCAAUGUAAACUCAAAGUAAUGACAAAUUAUCAUUUUUACUAUGAAUGAAAUAAUGUAUCUUUGUCUUCUAUUAGUUCAAGCAUUCAGGAAAUACGUGCUGAUAAUUGAGCAAACGCCAAUAAUUCUUUCUUUAUCUCCUAUUUUCAGACAGCACAACAGCUCAAUUCAACUUACGAGGAAAGAUGUCGGCAUUCCAAUUUUACCUCUCAUGAGUACGCAAGUUUCACUUAUGACGCCGUAUGGACCAUCGCUCUUAUGUUGGACAAAUCCAUACCCCUACUUGGGGAAAAGAACAAAACUUUAGAAACCAUUAAAUACGGUGAUAAAGAAACAGCUGAGAUCAUGAAAGAUACUCUGUUCCGGACAAACUUCACAGGAAUGUCGGUAGGGUAACCAAUUCUUCCUCCUCUUUGGAUCUCAGGGUCUCUGUCCUAUUUCACCAGUGUUAAAAAAAAGAGAAAGAAAGAAAAAGUGUAUCCAACUACCGCUGAUUUUUCAAAUGCAGGUAAACAGUUUUAUGGGUUUUUACCAUGGUAUAGUGAAAUAAGUUUUGCUGUACCUUUUUAAGGGUCACGUGUCGUUUGAUCGAUAUGGAGACAGGCAAACAGUUGUGCAAAUUACUCAGAAGACAGGUAAGAGGAAUUUUUGUUUGUUUGUUUGUUUCUGGAAGUUUCACCUCAUUGCAAGCUCCGGCCUAUAAAAUAAAACAAGUUCGCCUCUACCUUUACCAGCUCGCAGUUGAAAUUGUAUUAAUUGUGUACGGAAAAGCUAUGUAAAAAUCCGGCCUUAAAAAGAUUAUGAAUAGGACGAUAUGUAUAUUAUUACCCGCCGGGAGGUCCCUAAACUGAGCCCGAGGUCCAAAGUACCGCCCGAGGGCGUAGACCGAGGGUGGUACUCAAUACGGAGGCAACGAAGGUAGGGAUGUACUCAGCGACUCACGAAAGGAUUACCGUGCCCGUGGGCAGAGAUAGGAAAAUCCGAACCGUACUGAAUCAAUACCAAUCAGAUUGCAGGAUUCGUUACCAUGCCCUCUAAGAAAAAAAAUAAUCAUACUUAUUAGAACGUUUCGGUAUUUCUUCAGGAGACAGUAAGAGAUUGGUCGCUACAAUGGAUGUUCGUGAUGGGAAACUGCAACUAUAUGGUGUUGGUUUUGAAUGGGCAGGUGAGACAAGCAUGUAGUUCAAUGUAAAUUUGAUUUUAUACAUUUCAGAGAUUGGGAACUUUCUUCGUAUGAUGAACUCUGACGAUAGGUAAGAUACGAGGUUGAGCUUGUGAAUUUUAGCGGCCUAUUUGAUUUUCAGGCUUUCCCCGGUUUCUUUUAUAAAGGAGAUCAAAACUCUUCGGGAUAGCUUUUGAAAACAUGUGCUAUAUCAAAAUAUAUUACAAAAGUCUACUUUUUGCCAAUUAAGAUAUAUACAGAAACCCUUCAUCAUUUUUCAGGGUUAGAGGGGGAGAAUUCAGGUUUAGUCAAAUUGCGUUACGCUUCUCAAGAAUUUCAACCUCCAUUGUAAGUUUUUUUCCCAUGAAUAAAGCAUGAUAAUAGAAACGGACUCUUGCUUACACUGCCUCCUUCCACCAGUUAUCAUUGUGACACUUGUACUGCAGAUAGGCUCAUUUGAAUCACUUCUCUGCCUUUUCACCCGCAGGUGGUCGUGUUCCAGCAGAUGGUGUAAAAAUUACUCAAAAGAUUUAUCAUGAGGGUAUAAAGACGACUGUUUCGUUCUACGUUUUGGCCUCAUCCGGUAUACUGCUUUGUUUGUUCUGUCUGCUGUUCAACUUCAAAUAUCGAAACCACAGGUAAUUUGAAGCUCGAAGGACAUUAAGCAAAAUUCCCGCUAGCAUUUCGCACAAUUUGAGCCGGUUUCUGGAACAAUGGCGUUCCCCCUUUAGUUACUUCGAGAAAAAUGCUAUUAUAGUCCUGCUUCUAUCAAUUGGAACGUCAAGGGCAGGUUUUGAAUGAAACCACUGGCUUGGUCCUGAAGAGAAUUUGAACCAUUUUGCCUAAAAAUUCUAACAGUUUAAUCAACAUUAUCUCUUUUUCGAUGGGACUAUUUUCUGAAAGGAAUCGAAAACUGUGCUGCGCAUACUGUUCAUAAAAAGUGAAGUGUCUCGAGCCACCUCAUAACAGCCUUUCAAUUAGAUUGUUGGUUUUUAUUUUUGUUAAGAGUAUGACUUAACAUGAAAUUAUUGUCAUUCAGUCCACCGUAAGAUGCAUGGAACAAUAUGUUACAGUUAAAUGCUACUCUUAAUUCUACAUUUAAAAUAUUGGCUAUUUGAAUCGAUUGAAACUGAGAGGUUGCGGAGGGAAAGGUAUUCAAACGUUUACCUCUCUAGUAGAUGAAAGGCAUUUAGAAGGAUAGAGGUAUACACCCUAAUUUUGGUUUGUAAAGUCAUGAUAUGAUGAGUUUAACUUUUUUUCUUCAUGCAGUUUCAUAAGAAUGUCAUCUCCGAAUUUCAAUAACAUCACUGUCAUCGGAUGUAUGUUGGCUUACUUGGAAAUAUUUUUGUUGGCCCGCGGUACCUCUGGCUCAGCGGAACACUUGAACCAUGCUUUCCUGUGCAAUGUAAGAAGUGUUUGUAACAAGUCAAGAUUGAAAAACUCUCCUUUUUAAAAGAAAUUACAUCUUCCCCUUGAGUUUUCUGUGCUUUUGAUAAACUAAUAAAGGGAUUUUGCAAUAUUUAUUCAAUAAGACUGUGAUUUAUGACACUAACUUAACUUAAAUAAUUGACGAUUUUAGGUUGAUAAAAUAAGUUUUUUGAUACUUCAAGAGGAUUUUAAAUACCUGCUGUUUUUCUUGGUUGUUUAAUGAUAUCCCAAAACAAUUUUUAGUAAAUUUUGAUGAGAACUUGUUACCAACUAGCUGACGAUCUAAACUUACAAGAAGUAUGAGAUGUGCCAUUUCUUAAAAGUAAUUAUUUGUUGGCAUAGGUUGUCGCGUUUUGUUCCUGGUAAUGAUUGUUUUAAAAUAUUGUCGGAUAACGAUUGGCUUUUACCAUCUUUAGGUUACUUUCUGGCUUCUGACCACCAGUUUUACCUUCGCCUUUGGUGGCAUUUUUGUUAAAACCUGGAGAGUUUACAAAAUAUUUACCAACUAUCAAUUGAAAAAGGAGGUGAGGAAAGGUUAUUCCUGCUUUGUAUUGAUGAUGGACUCGAAGCAGGCGUCAGCCAUUUAUUUUUCUUUUAAAUUUUAAUUAGAUCCCCAAUUUGAGUAGUACCAGUCUUCUCGCAAUACUGUUGGCCGGUUGGUCUAUAGACGUCAUCUUCCUGUCAACUUGGACAUCUGUUGACCCAUUGACGACGAAAUUCGAGAGAAUUUCCGAGACGGUAAAUAUAGUGUUAUUUUUGGCAUGAGUUAUCAUGGGUAGUGUUCAAACAUGCAUUGUGGAAACCAAUAUAAACGAAGAGGCUCUUUUUUUUGCCAGGAUCGUUAUACAGUACAAUUCUGGAGUUUUUAUCAUGCAUUAUCAUCUGGUUUCUGUUGCUGUUCAGUUUAAUUUGUUGUUUCUUGGAACAAAGUAAAGUUAAAAAGAUUUAUCGGUCUCCACUAGCACUCAAAUAUUUAUGUGAACUAACAGCAUCUCAUAUUUAAAGCUCGUUUUCUUGAAGAUUUUGUCACGAGACGAAAUUAUAUAAAAUUUGAACGCCAAAAGUGGCACACAUGGUGCAGCUGAGUGCGUCUCCGAUGUUCUUACCAAUUUGACAUCUCUUGUGAUCUAGUUCUGUACAAACCCACGACAACAUGUAGUCUAUUUUUGAAAACGCAGAGUUACGGUUCCUAUCAAAGACCGUGUAUCAUUUAGCUUAAUGAGUAAAUUGGGGUAAUCAAGACUUUUGUACGUUGUUACAGGUUGACAAUAAUGACCCUGACCUCGUGGAGGAACUUUUAACCCGUCAGUGUACUUCUCACUACUAUAAUACCUGGGUGAUGUCUUUGUGCGGGCUGAAAGGGAUACUGUUGAUUUUCGGUGUGUUUUUGGCCUGGGAGACCAGAAACGUACAUUAUCCUUCGCUUAACGAUUCGAAGAGCAUUGGCUUAGCAGUGUACAACAUGUUCAUGUUUUCUUGCUUAGCGAUUGUGGUUGGGUUUGUGGUUUAUCCUGCUCUUAAGACUCUGGUUCAAAGAUCGAUCGUGUUCGUGGCAGCCACGUCGACAGUUGCCCUACUCUUUGUCCCAAAGAUAAAGGUUUACAUGGCCCUCUCUGCGUCUGCACAAGUCUCAAGUGACUUUACAAGUCAUGUAUCUGAUAACUUGUAA